UUGAGGUUUUGAGUUUCAUAUUUGCUUUUCACUCGAUAAGUUUGAUAAGUGUAAUAAAAACACGGUUGUUAAAAACAUAUAUCAGUAUUUGUAAAUACAGACAUGAAUUCUUCAAUGAGUUUGAGCUGCAUAUUGUCAUGUCACUGGUUACUCUGGUUGGACAGGAUGAUCAUGUUAUAAUAAACAAAUGUGAAAUAAUGAACAUUUGGAGAUAAUAAAUAGAACAUAUUGCGAAAAUGGCUGUUGAUACAGAUCUUAAAGAUGCAAUUGACAAUAAAGAUGAACAUCAGCUGCAGUUGAUCCUCCAUGGAAUAUCCACAUGCCCUAAAGAGACACUUCUAUGGGCAUUACAGAAAACUAUGAAACUUAGUGGAGAAACAAUGGAUUUAUUGGAAAAGAGGGGUACUGAUGUCAAUGCUGUGGACAAUGAUGGCUGGGCUGCAUUGAUGCUGGCUUGUGAGUCUGGCUCUCUGGAAUGUACACAGUGGUUAACAGAGCAUGGUUCAGAUGUCAAUGCUAGGGACGAGUAUGGUGAGACUGCAUUGAUGUGGGCUUGUGAGUCUGGCUCUCUGGAAUGUACAAAGUGGUUAACAAAGCAUGGUGCUGAUGUCAAUGCUAAGAGUAAUGGUGGUUGGACUGCAUUGAUGUGGGCUUGUAAGUCUGGCUCUCUGGAAUGUACUCAGUGGUUAACAGAGCAUGGUGCUGAUGUCAAUGCUAGGAACAAAACUGGUUGGACUGCAUUGAUGCAUGCUUGUAAGUCUGGUUCUCUGGAAUUUACACAGUGGUUAACAGAGCAUGGAGCAGAUGUCAAUGCUGGGAACAAUGAUGGUUGGACUGCAUUGAUGCAUGCUUGUAGUUCUGGCUCUCUGGAAUGUACAAAAUGGUUGACAGAGCAUGGUGCAAAUAUCAAUGCUAGGGACAUUACUGGUAGAACUGCAUUGAUGCUAGCUUGUGACUCUGGCUCUCUGGAAUGUACACAGUGGUUAACAGAGCAUGGUGCAGAUGUUCAUAUUAGUAGCAUUACUGGUUGGACUGCAUUGAUGUUGGCUUGUUACUCUGGCUCUCUGGGAUGUACAGAGUGGUUAAUAGAGCAUGGUGCAGAUGUCAAUGCUAGGAACAAGUAUGGUAGGACUGCAUUGAUGCAUGCUUGCAUCUCUGGCUCUCUGGAAUGUACACAGUGGUUAACAGAGCAUGGUGCAGAUGUUAAUGCCAUGGACAAUGAUGGUUGGACUGCAUUGAUGCUGGCUUGUUACUCUGGCUCUCUGGGAUGUACACAGUGGUUAACAGAGCAUGGUGCAGAGGUCAAUGCUAGGAACAAUGAUGAUGAGACAGUAUUGAUGUUGGCUUGUUACUCUGACUCUCUGGGAUGUACACAGUGGUUAACAGAGAAUGGUGCAGAUGUCAAUAAUAAUGACACUGAUGGUUGGACUGCAUUGAUGCAUGCUUGCGACUCUGGCUCCCUGGAAUGUUCUCAGUGGUUAACAGAGCAUGACGGAAAUGUCAAUGCCAUGGAUAUUGAUGGUUGGAGUGCAUUGAUGUUGGCUUGUAAGUCUGGCUCUCUGGAAUGUACAAAGUGGUUAACAGAGCAUGGUGCAGAGGUCAAUGCCAU
Owenia fusiformis is the source of this 1609-nucleotide messenger RNA. NCBI's taxonomy places the organism in Eukaryota, Metazoa, Annelida, Polychaeta, Sabellida, Oweniidae. The record is from the annotation of a GenBank genome assembly.